GAUGUUCCGAGUGCAGAAAGUUUUGCUAGCCGAAUACGAGGAGAUCUACGAGCCGGUGCUGGUGGAGAAUCCCUUCACCCUGGUCGACAUCCGCGGGGUGGGCCUGCGUCAGUAUCACAUAGGCCUCACCUGCAAUCGCCUGCUCUUCGGCUGCGACAACUUCUCCAAAUACGGAGAUAAGCCGAGCUACCUGGCUCGCGGCUUGGAUCCCGAGAUCGAGAGCUUCGACCUGGCCAGCAUGCUGCCGCUGCAGUUGAUCCGGUUCCACUUCUUCCGAAAGGCCAAUCGUUGCCUGAUGAUGUUGAACAUCAUCCAGCCCCUGGGAAGGCCCAUGGCCAUCUUGGAACACCCGAUGGUCUUCGAGUUCGGUGGGCAUAUCUUCAAGCAGUACUUCUGGCACACCUGGCGCGAACGUGUAUCCGCCAUUCGGGUUAUGCAGCCAGCCUACAACCAGAUAACCGGCUCCUCACCCUUCUCCAGCACUGAUGUCCAGCUGGACGAAGAGGUCACCGUGGCCCAGGUGCAUUCUGCGCCCCGAACUCCCUCCAUCUACAGUGCUUGCCAUGUGGGAGGUGCAGAUUUCGGCUAGCCAAGAGUUCGAUUUUCUUGCAGGACCCAAAACUUUCACUUCAGACGGCUGUUUAUUUAUUUAUGUUAAAAGCAAUCAGCUCUUCCCACCUUAAGGACAGCUAUUUUUGGUAAGUCAAAAAUGGCGUUUUAAGCCCGAGGUGAAAGGACCACCCUCGUCGGGUCUUAGAUAUUUCCAGAAAAUGUCACUGAUACAAACUUAAUUAAUAGUUGUAAGUUCUAAGUUGUAAGUUAUAUUUGUAUAAUGUGAAAUCUUAAGAAAAUAAUUUAAUCAGAAAUGA
Drosophila eugracilis is the source of this 869-nucleotide messenger RNA. RefSeq lists its product as uncharacterized. The transcript is spliced from 2 exons. The coding region runs from base 2 to 589 and encodes 195 amino acids. The record is from RefSeq and is a predicted model, not a curated record. Lineage: Eukaryota; Metazoa; Arthropoda; Insecta; Diptera; Drosophilidae.